Molecule: messenger RNA, 547 nt
Organism: Punica granatum (pomegranate)
Lineage: Eukaryota; Viridiplantae; Streptophyta; Magnoliopsida; Myrtales; Lythraceae
Source: RefSeq, a predicted model, not a curated record
GGAUUCAGAUAAAGCGCUCACAAACUUUACUGUCCCAUCCAUUGCAUGCCACGCUGACCAGCUCUGAAGGUAAAAGUAUGUUAGAAGACAAGCUUUCUGAGGUUUCAGCUAGCCUCUUAUCUGCAUACGACAGUGGUGAGCUACUCGGUGCACUUGAUGAAGGCCACUCUGGGUGGCAGAAGUGGGUGAAGGGUUUUAGCAAAUCGCUUAAACGCAAGGGAAAAUCGCUUUUCAUGCCUUUGCGGGUGUUGCUAACGGGAAAGCUUCACGAUCCCGGCAUGGGGCCGAGCAUUCUUCUGCUCUAUAAAGCAGGAAAAUCCGGUGUAGCUGCUGCUGAAGUCGGGUUUAUUACACUAGAUGAACGAUUCAACAUGCUGAGACAACUCGACUGGGACUCUUUAAACCAAGACCAGCCUCAGCCGGAGCCCGCUGCUUCCUUAUCGAGCUGAGAUUUUUAACAGUUUUGAUCGGCUACUCCUUAGCGAACCAUUUCCAUUCAUAGCGGUUUUAUUAUUUUGAUUGUGCAAUAAGUUCUGUUUGUUAAUCG